GCCAUUUGACAGUUCACACGCCUUGAAGAUGGCAAAAGCGAAUGUGGAAAAGCAUUAUGCCGUGGUCGGCGUGUUGGAGGAUUUCAACAAAACUCUGGCUGUUCUCAGUCACUAUGUCCCAAAGUUUUUCCGUGGCGCCGCUCGACUUUAUGAAGACCAAGGCGACGAUCUUCCGGGUGCAGAGAAGAACUGGUACAAACGGCCAGUGUCGCAAGAAAUCCAAGAUUUAGUCAGCCGGAACUUGACAAACGAAAUCGAUUUCUACAAUUUUUGCCGA
Molecule: messenger RNA, 277 nt
Organism: Notodromas monacha
Lineage: Eukaryota; Metazoa; Arthropoda; Ostracoda; Podocopida; Cyprididae
Source: the annotation of a GenBank genome assembly